This is a messenger RNA of Fragaria vesca subsp. vesca, 1758 nucleotides long. RefSeq names its product legumin A-like. The coding region runs from base 27 to 1526 and encodes 499 amino acids. Gene Ontology annotation, molecular function: nutrient reservoir activity. The record is from RefSeq and is a predicted model, not a curated record. NCBI's taxonomy places the organism in Eukaryota, Viridiplantae, Streptophyta, Magnoliopsida, Rosales, Rosaceae. The transcript is spliced from 4 exons.
GCUAUAGCUAGUAUCCACUCUACAAAAUGGCCAGGUCUUUAGCUCUCUCUCUCUGCUUGCUUGUUCUCUUUCAUGGCUGCUCAGCCUAUCGCCAACAAUCUCCGUCCAGCCAGCAAAAUGAGUGCAUGCUGAACCAGAUCCAAGCCCGCGAGCCCGACAACCGCAUUGAGACCGAGGCGGGUCGGAUCGAGUCAUGGGACUACAACCAGGAUGACUUCCAGUGCGCCGGAGUCGCCGUUCAGAGAAUCACCGUCGAGCGCAACGGCCUUCACUUGCCUUUUUACACCAACAGUCCUCGCCUCCUUUACGUUGUCCAAGGUAGGGGUCAACUAGGAAUGGUGAUCCCCGGAUGUCCCGAGACUUUCGAAGAAACCGAGCAAUCUUACGAGGAACAACUACAGGGCUCGCAACAGCAAGGGCAAGGGCAACAAGGUCGCCAGCAAAUUGGACGCCGACAAGGCCAACAGGGACAACAAGAGAGCUUCGAACAGCUAGACCGACACCAGAAAGUGCGACCCGUCAAGGAAGGUGACGUUAUCGCCGUCCCCGCCGGAGUCACAACCUGGUCCUACAACGACGGUGACCAAUCUCUUGUUUUCGUCUGUCUUCAAGACACCAGCAACCUUCACAACCAACUUGACCAAAUCCCAAGGCGAUUCUAUCUUGCUGGUAACCCACAAGAUGAGUUCACCCAACAAGGCCAAAGCCGACAUUCGAUCGCGAGACAACAGGGAAAGAUCAGACACCAACAACAGGGAAACAACAACAACAACGUCUUUGCCGGCUUCGACACCAGACUCCUUGCCGAUGCUCUCAACAUCGACCAACAGACCGCCCAACAGCUCCAGGGACAGAACGACAACAGGCCACAGAUCGUUAGGGUUCAGGGACGCCUCGACUUCGUCCAGCCCCCAGAGUCAAUGAGGGAGGAAAGACAACAACAAGGACGACAAGGACAGAAUGGUUUUGAGGAGGUAUUCUGCCACAUGAAGAUGAAGCAGAACAUCGGCAAGCCUUCAAUGGCUGACGUCUUCAGCCCACAAGCCGGUCGCAUCAGCGUCCUCAAUGGCCUUAGCAUGCCCGUUCUCAGGCACCUCCGUCUCAGCGCUGAGAGAGGCUUCUUCUACAACAACGCUAUCUACAGCCCACACUGGAACUUGAACGCCCAUGAAGUGUACUACGUCAUCAGGGGCAGCGCUAGGGUUCAGGUGGUGAACGACAACGGUGAGACCAUCUUGGACGACCAGGUCCGCCAGGGACAGCUCUUCAUCGUGCCGCAGAACCACGCCGUGCUGCAAAAGGCCAUGAGCAAUGGAUACGAGUACAUUGCCUUCAAGACACAAGACAAUGCCAUAAUCAACACCUUGGCUGGCAGGACCUCCGUCCUCCGGGCACUCCCCGACGUGGUCCUCGCCAAUGCUUACCAGAUGGACCGUCAGCAGGCAAGGAACCUCAAGUACAACAGGCAGGAGACUGUUGCCUUGAGCUCCUCAAGAUCUUUCCAGUCCGAGAGGGCUAGUGCUUAAAUAUAUCAAUAUAUGUAUGUAAAAAUGUGAUGCGGCAUGUAGUGUUUUAGCAUCAAGCUAGCUAAGGGGUAGAGUUCGUCAGUUCGAGGGAAUAAAAGUGCCUUGUAUGGCUCUUUUGUAGUAUGGGAGAUCCAAUGUACUAAGUUAUAGUACUAGCUGCUACGUAUAUGUACGUACUUGUAACGUUAUGCUUUCUAAUGAAGUUUUCACUUUUUUGGUUUGCCUUGAUGAU